GCAUCACAGGGUAAACGGCAGGUAUGACGUUUUGUUGUUGAUAAUAUCCCGGUAACGGGAAGAACAAGAAGAAGAAGAAAUAUAGAGAGAAUGCACUUCAUGGAUCGAUAUACUAAUCUGAUGAUACCGUUAUGCAUUCAGCCAUGCCUCUAGCCUGUGCUUUGCACACCACCAGCCGUUGAACCAGUGUUCCUCCACUUGGUGGAUGCUCUUCCUCCUUCAAAGCCUCAGUUUCUCUCAUUUCCCCCAUCAGGCCCAGAGUUCCCUAUGUUAACUAUUUUGAGCAUGUUUUAUUAUAUUUGUCUGCGCCGACGCUCCAGGAGUGGGACUCGAGGCGAGGCUCUGACUAGUCGCCGUGCCGUGGAGUCUGGCCAACGGGCGGUGGUUCCAGUCAGUGUGGAAUUGGAGCAGUAUGCAAAAGAGGUUCUGGACUUCAGCUCCCACUAUGGUAGUGAGAACAGUAUGUCCUACACCAUGUGGAACCUGGCUGGAGUACCCAACGUCUACCCCAGCUCAGGUGACUUCACCCAGGCAGCUGUAUUCAGAACUUAUGGGAAAUGGUGGCAACAAUGUGCCAGUACUCCACCACCUUUCCGGCGCACCCCUAAAGACUUCCACAGCCGGGAUUAUAUUGAGCUGGGCUUCGAGGAGCCAGUCUAUCCAACAGCAGUGGAGGUGCUUGAGACUUAUUACCCAGGAGCCAUUGUCCAGAUAUUGGCCUGCUCUCACAACCCCUUCUCCCAGAACCCACCCACUGAUGUCAGGUGGGAGGUGCUGUGGUCAGGGGAGCCCACAAAGGCGCUGACACCGCAGGCACGCCAGUUUUCCCCCAGCAUCAAACUUAUCAGCUUCCCCACCAACCUGCUACGUCUGGAGGUCAACAGCUCUUUACUGGACUACUACACUGAGCUGGAUGCUGUUAUUCUCCACGGGGUGAAAUACCGGCCCUUGCCGGCCCUUUAUAAGCUGCACGUCAUUGACAUUAAUGAUGUCAGUGACGGUGAGGAGGAGCUGUCUGAUUUGGCUUUCAGGCAAGGCAGUGACGGCAAGAUCCAGAGGACAGAAAAUGGCUACUUUGACAAGCUACCAUAUGAGCUCAUCCAGCUGAUACUGAGCCACCUGACCCUGCCAGACCUCUGCCGUCUGGCCCAGAGCUGUAAGCUGCUGUACCAGCACUGCUGUGACCCACUGCAGUACACCCAGCUGAGUCUGCAGCCUUACUGGGCCCGGCUGAGUGACGCCUCCUUGGGACACCUGCAGAGCCGCUGCACCCUCCUCCAGAGGCUCAACCUGUCCUGGACUGGCAACCGCGGCGCUCUCUCCCUGACCGGCUUCAGCAGCUUCAUGAAGGCCUGUGGUCACAACUUGGUCAGUCUUGAGUUGUCAUGCUGCCAUUUCCUGAAUGAGGCCUGCCUGGACGUCAUCUCGCAGACCUGUCCAGAGCUGCAAGAGCUCAACCUGUCGUCCUGCGACCGCCUGCACCCGCCAGCUUUCACUCACAUCUCUAAACUAACGAGCCUCCGUCGCCUUGUACUCUACAGGACUAAGAUAGAGCAAACAGCAAUUCUGAGUAUCCUGACUUUCUGCAUACAGCUGAGACACCUCAACUUGGGGAGCUGUUGUAGGAUUGACGACUAUGAUGUCGUGGCUAGUAUGCUGGCUGCUCGCUGUCGCUCACUCUGCUCACUGGACUUGUGGCGCUGCAGAAACCUGACAGACCGAGGAAUCACUGAGCUCGUCUCCGGCUGCAGAAUGUUGGAGGAGUUGGACCUGGGCUGGUGCCCGACACUCCAGAGCAGCACCGGGUGUUUCCAGCACCUUGCUCGCAGCCUGCCACGCCUGCGCAAACUCUUCCUCACUGCUAACCGCACUGUCUGCGACUCUGACAUAGAGGAGUUGGCCGCCAACUGCCCAUCACUGCAGCAUUUGGACAUUCUGGGCACGCGGUUGGUGAAUGCUGUGUCGCUGAAGAAGCUCCUCCAGUCGUGCCCUUCACUUCUCCUCCUGGACGUCUCCUUCUGCUCCCAAAUAGACAUGCGGGCGGUCCAAGAGCUUGGCAGCCUCUUCCCCAAUGUUGCAAUCAAGAAGAGUUUCACUCAGUGACCCCGGCGCUGUCCAGAGGAAGUAAGGAGGUGCUCACCAGCAAACACUGCCCCACAGUGAAUCAGAGUCAGGUGUGAUCCGAGAGGGGUUUGAAAAAACCUACCUGCACAAAGACAUUUUGGUGAUCAGUAAACAAAGCAAUUGGACUAAAAGCUCGGAUGAACAGGCUGGAUGUAACAAACACAGAUCACAGUAGUUAAAAAAAUUAAGAGGUUGGCAGAUUUUGUUUUGUUUUGGGUGUUUUUCCAACACUUGAAAUGAGGGUCACUGCAGUAAAGAUGCUGAAACUUCUCAGACAGAAUACAAACCAUCACUAAUACAUUGCCAAGAAACACAACUGUAAAAAUGGCCUUCUUACUGGAUGCAAGAAACACAAUUCAACAGUGAACCAUACGUGUGUUGUUAAACUAGGAAAAGAGCUGGUAAAUCAGGGCCUGUCAGAAUGUGCCGCAAACACGAGGGUCAUUCCGACGGCAUGACACACUUUUGUUAUUAUUACCAAAUUCAUACUUUGCUGUUGUGUUGAGAGAAUUUAAGGUGAAACCUAAGAAUGAACAGAGCCUUAUUUCACACACUGUACUGUUUUGGAGUGUGCCAACCCCGAACAUUAAUGCAAGUAUUCACUCAUUAUAUUUGUGACUGCUGACUCACACAAAGAAAUGAAAAAAAAACAACAACAACAGCACAGCAUCAAUUGUCCCUGAACCUGAGAUACACUAACAACAUGUUUUGUUUUUUUCUAGAAACAUGUUAGAACCUGUGAAAAACCAAACAAGAACAACAUUUCGGUAUAUUUAGACAUCAUUAGUAUGUAAAAGCUGAGGUGAAAAGAGAAACACCUCAGGCAUCGAAUCAACAGCGAAUAGACUGAGACGUUUGAAACAGAAGCAGUGAGAAGUAAUAGUUGAACAGACUUAAAACCAGAGAAAAGCGGCUAAUCCGCUCUUUGAAGAAGCAGCAAGUGUUAAACGCCUUGCUUUGCUUUUGUAAAAAUGACUGAAACAUUAAGUGAAUCAUUAAAAGAAUCCCCUGUCCAAGUUAGCUAAGUAAUCCGUUGUCUCAUCUGCCAAAGAGACAGGUCUGAUGCCACAUAUUUAAAAUGAUGCAAUGGUUUUCAUACUUUUACAUUUUUCGGCAGUCUGUAUUAAAGUACGGCCACCAAAGGUGCUCGUCUUUGCCACUGACCGGCUUAGAUUGUUAUUGUACAUAGUGUAUGAUAACAUUAUCAACAGAUUUCUCCCCACUGUAACCUUUGCGCUUAAGAGUCUGAUCAUUUUUAUUUAGCCAGAAACAAGCAUUUAUAAACUAGUGGUCCUUUCGAAUCCAAUAGAGUGUCCUGACGAAAACAGUAGAACACCAAUUUACUCUCCUAUUUGACUGUUUCUCAGGACACCUGUGACCAUUUUACAUCAUGGGGCAGAGGAGUUGUUAAUCCUUUAAGGUGCAGGGGGCAAACAUUGGAAGCAUCAGUGCCUCAUUGAACCUUUUCAACAUUUAAAGAAACUGAACUGUCCCUUUUAAGAAUGCCCCGAGGGAAUCCUUUCAAAUUUGGCACACGUGUCCACUCAGACUCAAGUGACUAAGGCGUAGUUAGGAUCUGCAAAGCAGGCAGUAAUGUAACACUAUGGUUGACAACUGCCAUAAAACACCAAAGAAGCAGAUUAGAGGAUAACAUUUUUAAAUGUGGUGGCCGAAGGUCAUUCCAUUUAAGUUAACAGGACUGAAUCAAAAAAUAAAGGAUCAUACUAUGAGCCUGUCAGUUGGAAAAAUCAGCACUUUAAAUGGUUGUGCUUUGACAGAGACAAAUGCAAUAAGCACUCGGAGUACAUAAAAUCCAUUUCAUGGUUACUGGUUACAAGGUUCUAUCUCAAUAUUUGAAGGAUUCCCAACAUUUGUAGCCCUAUUAAUCAUUUAGACCCCAACAGACGAGUCAGGUUUAAACAUAUUAUUGUAACUGAACUGGAAACUUUUGUUUGUUUUUUUCACCAGCUGUAAUUCACCCCGGGUUUAUUUCCGUUCAAGUCGACCCUUGGUUGAAAAUGGUGUAAUUCAUGAUUAAGUUCUUGAUUGUGUGAUACAGAUACUUCAUCUGAAAAAUUCAGGUCAGGUUGUUGCACCAGCCUUUUCAGUAGUAUUAGUAAUCAGUGUGGUUGAUCGUUGUGUAUGCUUAUUUAAUUUUAAGAGGUUUGGGGUUUUAAGGUGUAGAGACAAGGGUUUUGUCCACAAAGCUUAAUGAUGAAUGUUACUGGUUCCAAAAAUGCUUUUUCACUUUCUGCAGACUGUAACUGUUGUUUGACGACAGACACUUACUUUUGUGCUGGAGGGAGAGGAGAACUGCGAGUGAAGCUGAGCACAGUAUGAUAAAAUGACACAGUGUAAAUAUACUCUGUGUUCUCAGUAUUUGUCCUGGAUCUCAGGGGUUAUAAUCAUCUGGAUUACAUUUUUUUAAGACAUAUAUUUUAUUCCAGGAACCAGCACAGCACAGCUUAUCUAAAGACAGUCACACCACACAGUCAGCUUUGAGUUUUCCUGCCAUGUUUGUUGCUCUUGACCAACAAACACAAAUUAUCAUUUAGCACUGAAGUGACUGGAGAAAUUGAAGCUCAGUAAUUUUGUUUCUGAAAAUAAAUGUAUGUUCCGAACUGUUUAAUUUCUGUAAUGUUAUAAAGCCGCAGUUGCAAUGUGGCACGAGUGCUUGAACAGCUUUUUUUUUUUUCUUUUGUUUUGUUUUUGAGAAGAAACUUGAAGUUUUCUUUUAAGCACAUACUUCUAGUUUAUAUUUGUGCCUUAUACUCCAGUUUGAAUGUGGCGUGAUGUCCAUGUGGUAUAGAUUGUAGUGAAGUCAUCUGCUGUUAUUCUCUUCAACCAAAGUAAUACACCGAAAACCUGGUCCCACGACUGUGUGUAACCAGUUUAUAUGCCAUAAAUGUUGUAUAUCAGCCAUGUUAAUUAAUAUGCAAAAUAUCAUGUAUUUAUAUUGACCGAUGUGUUACAAAAAAAUGCUAUUUAAAUUCUUUAUUGUUUUACAAACUGUUAUUUUGUUUGAAUUACCCAGAGUCAAGUGAGAGGAAUGGAUUUUCAUGGAGAAAAAUGAAUUUCAUAUAUUUGCAUUCAGCAGCUCUUGUUUGGUUUGUAGCCUAAUUUAGUCCAAAUAAUGCUACAGAUUCAGCCUCAGUUGAUUACUCUCCUGGGGCUUGCUCGUGCCACAGUGAAGAAAAAAAGUUGAAUUAAUGUUAAAGAAUUUAGAAUUUAUCCAAACAAGUUUACUGCAGUGGCAGGCAGGAUUGUUAGAGAAAUAGUUGAUUCUUGAGUUUUAUUUCCAGGUUAAGAUUUUGUGAUUACAGCUCACUGUCUGAAACACUAUUUGGAAUAUUGUUGAUGAAUAUAAGAAAAAAAAUGAGAAGAAAAUUUUAAUUAGUUUAGUUUAGUUAGUUUUGUUGUUGGAGUCUUGAGAGAAUGACUUACAUGACCCUCUGAAAUUGAACAGAUAUGAUUCUUCAAAACCCCCUAAAAUGCUCGACUUGUAUGCAAUGUUGAAAUUAUUAUUUAAAUCAUUGGUUUUUAACGGAACAGUUGUGCUAAAACUUUAACUUUAGUUUGUGCAUCCAUGAUAUUAGGCUACUACUGUGAGUGGAAGGCUAAACAUUAUUUUUAGUAAAGCUGGACGACUUAAAAUGACAACAUUAUGUUUUCCUGGCCCACACAAGAUUAGGCAGUCAUUUCCAGUAUAUUUUAAGAUAAUUACUUUAGUGUUGUAUUUGUUUGCCACCUUGUGUUACUGGGAUGACCCUGCUUUUGUCAUGAAUGUUUGAUUUUUUCCCUGUCUGGAUGUGCGGUCAGGCCUUUUGUGCCACUGGUUGGACAUGCAGUGAUGCCUCCCCUUGCUGGACUAUGACAGCCACUGUUGUGUGAAAAGGUUGUGCCUCUGUCGCGUUGACACUGGUGCUUCAUUCUCACCAGAUUUUAAAUAAACUGAAGGCUGAUGACUGUA
Solea solea (common sole) is the source of this 6094-nucleotide messenger RNA. It is a transcript of the gene fbxl4, whose product is annotated as F-box and leucine-rich repeat protein 4. The transcript is spliced from 9 exons. Gene Ontology annotation, molecular function: protein binding. The coding region runs from base 268 to 2103 and encodes 611 amino acids. The record is from RefSeq and is a predicted model, not a curated record. NCBI's taxonomy places the organism in Eukaryota, Metazoa, Chordata, Actinopteri, Pleuronectiformes, Soleidae. Gene Ontology annotation, biological process: SCF-dependent proteasomal ubiquitin-dependent protein catabolic process. Gene Ontology annotation, cellular component: SCF ubiquitin ligase complex.